AUGGUUGGCUUCAAACCCACAGAUGUCCCGCCCACCGCAGCUGUGAAGUUCGUCGGUGCUGGCACUGCAGCUUGUAUAGCUGACCUGUUCACCUUCCCCCUGGACACCGCCAAAGUCCGACUGCAGAUUCAAGGAGAGGGAAAGACCCCUGUCAACUUGAAGACCGCCCAGUACAAGGGAGUCUUUGGGACCAUUUCCACCAUGGUCAAGACAGAAGGGCCCAGGAGCCUGUACAAUGGGCUGGUAGCGGGUCUACAGCGACAGAUGAGCUUUGCGUCCGUCCGAAUUGGACUGUAUGAUUCUGUCAAGCAAUUUUACACCAAGGGAUCAGAACAUGUUGGAAUUGGAAGCAGAUUGCUUGCUGGCUGUACCACCGGAGCCAUGGCGGUAGCAAUUGCUCAGCCCACAGAUGUGGUCAAAGUGAGAUUCCAGGCCCAGGCCAACACUUCCAGUGCUAGGCGGUACAAGGGAACAAUGGAUGCCUACAAGACUAUUGCCAAGGAAGAAGGCAUGCGCGGCCUCUGGAAAGGUACCGCCCCAAACAUCACCCGCAAUGCCAUUGUAAACUGUACCGAGCUGGUCACCUAUGACCUCAUCAAAGACUCCCUCCUGACCUACAACCUUAUGAGUGACAACCUUCCAUGUCACUUCACCUCUGCAUUUGGAGCUGGCUUCUGUACCACGGUGAUCGCCUCCCCUGUUGAUGUAGUGAAGACAAGAUACAUGAACUCUGCCAAGGGGCAAUAUCGGAGCGCCCUGAACUGUGCCUUCACCAUGCUCCAGAAGGAAGGACCAAAGGCUUUCUACAAGGGAUUCAUGCCCUCUUUCUUGAGGCUGGGAUCCUGGAACAUCGUCAUGUUCGUCACAUAUGAACAGCUGAAGAGAGCCAUGAUGUCCGCUCGUGUCUCCUGGGAGGCCCCUUUCUGA
Messenger RNA from Staurois parvus, 927 nucleotides. The record is from the annotation of a GenBank genome assembly. Lineage: Eukaryota; Metazoa; Chordata; Amphibia; Anura; Ranidae.